Cyphellophora attinorum is the source of this 831-nucleotide messenger RNA. RefSeq lists its product as uncharacterized. The record is from RefSeq and is a predicted model, not a curated record. Gene Ontology annotation, cellular component: membrane. The coding region runs from base 1 to 831 and encodes 276 amino acids. NCBI's taxonomy places the organism in Eukaryota, Fungi, Ascomycota, Eurotiomycetes, Chaetothyriales, Cyphellophoraceae. The transcript has 2 exons.
AUGCGCUCCUUAUACAACCUGCUCGGGGUAGACAACGAUCACUAUGCCCUGCCAUUCGUUACGUCGUGGGCGUUCGGCCCUGGUAUCCUCGCCGUCGUUCGCCUACUGAUAUCAUCAUACGCGUUCGUUGUUAUCUUCGUUACAUACGGCGUGCGCCCUGAAGGCAUCGGCCACUCUUUCUCCUACUUCACAGAACUGAGUUACUGGGGCGUUGCUUUCUACACCCUUAUCGCGGGGAUACACGGGGUGGUAUACUCCUUGCGCGGACGAAGCUGGCUUGACAGCUGGCCCCGACCUUUGCAGGCUCUUCAUGGCUUCUACUACACAACUAUCGUCACGUUUCCUUUCCUAGUCACUAUUGUGUACUGGUCGAUUCUUUCACCCGAUCCGUGGUACACGGUGGGUGUGGACAGAUGGCGAGAUCUCUCCAAGCACGGUCUGAAUUCCGCAAUCGCUCUGUUCGAGCUUAUUCUGCCUGCCACUCGACGGCCUCCCUGGCUGCAUCUACCUGGUCUUAUCUUUCUGCUAGCGCUCUACCUUGCUUUGGCUUACAUCACACACGAAACGGAGGGCUUCUAUCCGUACAACUUCCUCGACCCGAACGAUGGCACUGGCACGCUAGUUGGGUAUAUUUUCGGAAUUUUGGCAGGGGCUUGCGUGAUCUUCAUAAUUGUGUGGUUCGCCAUCUGGGCGCGAAAGAGCUUCACGCCAGAAGGGAAGAAAUCGCGCUACGACAACGAAGGGAUCCGUGGCGCCGAUAUCGAGAUGGUGGCGAGCCAAACGGCUAAGGGUCCGCAAGCAAAUCACGAUCACGGCGAGAGGCGGGUGUAG